UCAUCCCAAGUCAAUCAGCAAAGGCAAAACAUCUCAGCAGAAUGAGCAAACUGGUUUCUUUAUUUGUGGUCACGAUUUGUGUGUUUGCGUCUUUUGCGGCGGCGAUCCCUGAAGGUCCGUAUUUCCAACCACUGAUCUAUUAUCCACCUCCACCGGUCUCCACCCAGCCCAUCCGGGUGCGUCGCCAGGUGCUGGGCGGGUCCUUGACCUCCAAUCCCAGUGGCGGAGCCGAUGCCAGGUUGGACUUGACCAAGGCGAUAGGAACUCCGCAGCACAACCUGGUGGGCCAAGUGUUUGCGGCUGGUAAUACCCAGACCGGAGGUCCUGUUUCCACUCCAGUUACCAGUGGAGCUACCUUGGGUUACAACAAUCAUGGUCAUGGCCUGGAACUCACAAAAACCCAUACCCCUGGAGUUCGCGACAGCUUCCAGCAGACGGCCACCGCCAAUCUGUUCAACAACGGAGUCCACAACCUGGAUGCCAAGGCCUUUGCUUCCCAAAAUCAGCUUGCCAAUGGCUUCAAGUUCGACAGGAAUGGAGCUGGCUUGGAUUACUCGCAUAUUGGUGGCCAUGGAGCCAGCUUGACGCACAGCAACAUUCCCGGACUGGGCAAGCAGCUGGAACUCGGAGGACGAGCCAACCUCUGGCAGUCCCAGGACCGCAACACCAGGCUGGACCUCAGCGGAACGGCCUCGAAAUGGACUAGUGGACCUUUCAAGGGGCAGUCAGAUCUGGGCGGUAAUCUGGGACUUUCCCAUUACUUUGGCUAAUAUUGGAAAGCUUUUCCUA
Molecule: messenger RNA, 789 nt
Organism: Drosophila bipectinata
Lineage: Eukaryota; Metazoa; Arthropoda; Insecta; Diptera; Drosophilidae
Gene: AttC
Product: Attacin-C
Biological process (GO): defense response to bacterium
Cellular component (GO): extracellular region
Source: RefSeq, a predicted model, not a curated record